Molecule: messenger RNA, 4714 nt
Organism: Corvus hawaiiensis (hawaiian crow)
Lineage: Eukaryota; Metazoa; Chordata; Aves; Passeriformes; Corvidae
Product: protocadherin gamma-A2-like
Exons: 2
Coding region: 1535-4177 (880 amino acids)
Biological process (GO): homophilic cell-cell adhesion
Cellular component (GO): plasma membrane
Molecular function (GO): calcium ion binding
Source: RefSeq, a predicted model, not a curated record
ACUUUUUUUUCCUGAGCCUUUGCUAAGCGCGUGAUGCACUCUGUCCCUGGAUUUCUGCUCCCUUUUGGGACGGCUUGUACAGGUCUGUGUUUCAACGAAGCCCUGAAAGAAUCCUGUGCCGUGUAUCUUAACAGACGGCGGUGCGAACGGGCACUUCUGGUCUCAGCAGCUGUCACACCUGUAGGCUCCGUGGAAUGCCUCUUUUCUUUCAGCUUCUGGUGCAUAAAAUCUUAGAGGAGUGGUGAUGCUCUGAGUUACAUUUUCCUGUCCUUCAUUUUCCACUCAGAGCAGGUAGAUUUAGAUGGCAGCUUUUUCCUCAUGACAUGUUGAGGUUUAGCUGAAGAACUUUGUCUUCUAAACUAGUCUGAAAUGGUGACGGUUUCUACCGAUGAAGGCAGAUUUUCGGUGUGUAGGACGAGAUGCUCGAAGUUUCAGAUUCUUGUUUCCUGACUUCACUUUCUCGAUUCGCGCCUGGGUAACAGCUCUAGAAAAAACCGGGUUUAUUUACUGCUCUUUUGGUGUUGCAGUGCAAAAUGAAACAUACAUGUGGGUCACUGAAUAAAGAAGUGACAGAUAAUUCCUUCAUAAUGAAUUCUUCUCCCCUUUCCCGUGUGCCCCUUUUCUUUUGAGGGAAGUAGCUGUGUAAAUUGCAGGUUUCAGUGAACAAAUUAAAUAAGCCUGGAAUAAGUCCGUGUCACUGCCUGCCUCAUUAUUUGUCAGACGUGUAGGGGAGGGUUUUCCCUUCAGUUGUGCUGUCCAAAAUUAUUCACGUGUUUUUAGGUCUUUUUUUGGGGGCAUAACGUACGUUCAGGUUCAGUGGUAAAAUUUCGUCUACAAAGCUUGGGUUAUCUGAAAUGUUAGGUAUUGCUUAAGUGUCAAGCAUAUCCUUACUCCAUAAAAUAAGAUAUACUAAUUUUACAUGAUGGUCUCAGGAAAACGGAGUGAAUAUUUCUCCUUCCUGAUGCAUCUUUCCCGAAGCGAAGUACUGGGGCUUGGGUGGAUGCUGAGUAAUAAACCAUUUGUUAAUGGCGGUUGUCUACUGUACCUCAGAAGGAACAUACGAGUGCUUCCCUAAAGAAAGUUCAGCUGUGUGCGAUCCCAUGCUUUGCUGGAAGGCGGCUGCAGAAAUGACAGCUUUAGUCCAGCUGGACUGGACACUGCAUCACCGUAAGGACUUUGCCGACUGCGGAAGUUGCCCGUGGGCAAGGCGGGAUGGGCAUUGCUCGGCAGCGCUCGGUGCCUGCAGUGCCGGCAGGAGGCUGCGGGCGCCGCUGUUGACCGAGAGGAGCGAGAGGAAGCUCGGAAAGCUACCGGCAGCCCCGCCCGCUGCGGACCGGCUCGAUCGGUUGUUCCCUGUCAGGCUCGGCGGCGGGCGGUCUGCGAGCGUCCCCGCGGUGCGGAGCAGUGCUACAACCAGACGGAAGGACCGGCGGCAGCAGCCGGGAGCUCUGAGCCGGGAUCUGAAUUAAACAGGGAGACGGACCGGUAGUCGGAGGCGGGGAAAAGACGGCGGUGUUGCGGUGCCGCGGCGGAGAUGUGCGCGGCGGGGAGGCGCUGGGGCCGGCGGCAGCGAGCUCUGCUCUGGGGCGUCCUGCUGGCAGCGUGGGAGGCGGCGUGGGGGCAGCUGCGCUACUCGGUGCCCGAGGAGAUGCCCAAGGGCUCGUUCGUGGGCGACGUGGCCAAGGACCUGGGGCUGCAGCUGCCGGCGCUCAGCGAUCGCAGCGUCCGCAUUGUCUCUGAAGGUAGGACGCAGUAUUUCACUCUGCAUGGGAAGACGGGACAUUUAGUGACGGCGGAGAGGAUCGACAGAGAGCAGCUGUGCGAGAGUGUGCAGCAAUGCGUGCUGCGCUGUGAGCUGAUAGUGGAGGGGGAAAUGAAGGUUUACCGAAUAGAAGUGGAAAUCAGGGACAUUAACGACAACGCCCCGAGCUUCAAGGAAAUUGAUCUGGAAGAGAGAAUGAGCGAGACGACAGCCCCGGGGUCGCGGUUUCCCCUGGCCGAGGCUCAUGAUCCGGACUCGGGCCGGAAUUCCCUGCAGAGCUACGAGCUGAGCGGCGACGAGCACUUCUCGCUGGCCGUGCAGGCGGGCCCCGGCGGCGAUCAGCGUCCCGAGCUGGUGCUGGCGAAGGGGCUGGACCGGGAGGAGGCGGCGUUUCACGAGCUGGUGCUGAGGGCGAUUGACGGCGGCGAUCCGGCACGGACGGGCACAGCUCGGAUCCGAGUGACAGUGCUGGACGCGAACGACAACGCGCCCGUGUUCAGCCAGGCGGAGUACACGGUGCGUGUGCCCGAGGACGUGCCCGUGGGCUCCACCCUCAUUGCUGUGACGGCCACGGACGCCGACGAGGGGCUGUACGGGCAGGUGAAAUACUCGUUGAAAAAAGUGUCAGACAUAGCAUUGGAUAUUUUCCAUCUGGAUUAUGAGACUGGAGAGAUCACGCUAUUGCGAAGCCUGGACUUUGAGGACGGCAACUACCAUGAACUUGAGGUGCAGGCACAUGAUGGUGGAGGACUUUCUGAUACGACCAAAAUUACGAUCACCGUGACAGACGUCAAUGACAACAUGCCAGAGAUAUCGGUGAGGUCGGCGAUUAGCGAAAUCUCGGAGGACGCCCCAUCGGGAACAGUGGUUGCCCUGCUGCACGUUCAGGACCGUGACUCGGGGGCGAAUGGCGAGGUGCGCUGCUCAAUCGACGGGGACGUCCCCUUCCGGCUGCAGAGCUCGCACGGCAGCUACUACAGCGUGGUGACAGCGAGAGAGCUGGACCGGGAGCAGGUGUCGGAGUACAACGUGACGGUGCGGGCGGCCGACGGCGGGUCGCCGGCGCUGCAGAGCAGCGCGGUGCUGGCGCUGCGGGUGCUGGACGUGAACGACAACGCGCCGGUGUUCGCGCAGGAGCGCUACAGCGCGCGGCUGGCGGAGAACAACGCGGCGGGCGCGCUGGUGCUGACGGUGCGCGCGACGGACGCGGACUGGGGGCAGAACGCGCGCGUGCGGUACCGGCUGUGGGAGGGGCGGGUGCGGGGCGCGCCGCUGUCGUCGUACGUGUCGGUGCAGGCGGAGACGGGCGCGCUGUACGCGCUGCGCUCCUUCGACUACGAGGAGGUGCGCGAGCUGGAGCUGUGGGUGCGUGCGGAGGACGGCGGCGCGCCGGCGCUGAGCAGCAACGUGUCGGUGCGGCUGCUGAUCGUGGACGAGAACGACAACGCGCCGCAGGUGCUCUACCCGCCCGCGGCUCCGCCUGUGGCAUCGGGCAAGGGGGGCUGGUCGGGCGUGGAGCUGGCGCCGCGCUCGUCGGAGCCCGGCGCGCUGGUGGCCAAGGUGGUGGCGGUGGACGCGGACGCGGGUCAGAACGCGUGGCUGUCCUACGAGCUGGCCAAGGCGACGGAGCCGGGGCUGUUCCGCGUGGGGCUGCACAGCGGCGAGGUGCGCACGGCGCGCUUCCCGCUGGCCCGCGACGCGGCGCGCCAGAGCCUGGUGGUGGUGGUGAAGGACCACGGGCGGCCGGCGCUGUCGGCCACGGCCACGCUGAGCGUGGUGCUGGCCGAGAGCGUGGCCGAGCUGCUGGCCGAGCUGGGCAGCGCGGCCGAGGCGGCGGCGCCGGGCGAGCCGGCCGGCAGCCUGACGCGCUGGCUCGUGCUGGCCGUGGCCGCCGUGUCCUGCCUGUUCGUCGCCUUCCUGCUGCUGCUGCUGGCGCUGCGCCUGCGCCGCUGGCGCCGCGAGCAGCUGCUGGCGGCCGACAGCGGCGUCUUGCGCGGCGUGCCGGUCUCGCACUUCGUGGGCAUCGACGGCGUGCGCGCCUUCCUGCAGUCCUACUCGCACGAGGUGUCGCUCACGGCCGACUCGCGCAAGAGCCAGCUGCGCUUCUCGGGCGGCAGCUGCUGCGACACCCUGCCGGCCCGGCCGCCGCCCGACGAGCCCGCGCCGCUGCUCGGGGAGGAGGAUAUUGCCGGCUCCCGCCCCGCGGAUCCCGCCCCUCCCUCGGUGAGUUUGUGGGGCCGAAUUCUGUGUGAGAUGCUUCCGUCUGCUGCUCCUCUGUUCUUUCUUGCCCUGUUCUGUGUCUUGAGUAGGGAAGAUUUGCAGAGAAGGAAGUUCAUGGGCACGCUGUGUUCUGGUGCUUCUUUCUGCGGGGGGGUGGGCGUGGGGUUAGUGGUCAACCUUGAAGAUGUUAGGUGAGGUAGGAGAAGGGAGGUUGCUCUUGGCUGGAGCUUUGUUCUUUGUUUUUAAGAUGUUGCAUUUCGUUUCUCGGUUUUUUUUCCCCUGACAAGCAUAAUUCCUCUCAGCAUUACGUAUUCUCAAUGGAUGUGUUGCAUUAAAUGCAAGUGGAAUUUACUCUGUUUGCAAGGUCAGGUGUUUCCCAGGCAGCACCUAUGCACGAGCAGGUUAAAGUUCUUUUGAAACCGCACUUAUUGGCCCCGUGUGUAACAUCACUUUAAAUUUUAAAGUUUGAGAAUCAUGUACCUUCCAAGUUACCCGUGUUCUGAAGGAGGAUGAUGGUUUCCUGGAGCACUUACUGUGAUGACUGGGUCCUUAUCAGAGCUGGAUAUCGCUUAUGCACUUGAGAGUGUUUUAUUUAAUUAGUAGCACACAUUUCUUUUGGGCGUCAGUGCUGUGAUUGUUCUCAGAUAAGGAGAGGUUGUGUGCGCCGCUUUUCUUUCAGAGGUGUCUGACUGCAAAGGUAGCUUUCCUGUUGCAUAAUGUCUGGGCAGGGUG